Molecule: messenger RNA, 812 nt
Organism: Brassicogethes aeneus
Lineage: Eukaryota; Metazoa; Arthropoda; Insecta; Coleoptera; Nitidulidae
Source: the annotation of a GenBank genome assembly
AUAAACUAGGCCACCGGUUCUUUCAUUCAAAACGCCCUCAUUUGACCAAGAGCAUUCGAACAAGAUGCAUUAUUUGCCUUUCUUUAUAACUAUAAUCACGUGGUACUGUUUAAUAUUAUUUUGCGUAUGCGACAGUCAUAUACGAAACUGUAAAAAUUACAAGCAGAUAAAUAAGGAAAAUAUCAGAAACUGUCUUCCGAGUAUAAUCGUGACAAAAAUUAAGGACCAAGAAGAUUUUGUGAAAAGUGAAGUGAUUAACGAUACCAAAGAAAAUGUUGACUUAAGUUCGUUACUUAAUAGUGACAUGGAAAAUAUAGUACAAAAUAAAGAAUAUUUUAUAUACAACGACCUAAAAUUGUGUGUAAAUUUAACCAACUCUACUGUGGCGUUUUCACUAAGACCACAAGCAAAUGUAAGCUCCCUUGCACGAGGAAUGCAGUUUUCAAUGAAAAAGGUAAAAGAAUAUAUUCCAUAUUUAAUCGUUCCUGGAUUGAUUAUGUCCGGAGUCUUGCCUUGGGUUCUUCCAGGGAUUAACAUGGUAGCUAUGUUUCUUUCAAUGAUAAACCAAAUGGCUUUUACAAGUUCUUUAUUUGCUUUAGUUCGAGGGUAUAUAUUUAACAAUGAAAGGGAUGAGCAUAUUAUAUACGUUAAUCAUGGAUAUAAAAAUAAUUAUCAUUAUGGUCAUAGGUAAUUUGAAUGUAAAAACACCAUGUAUGUUUUUGAUGUAAAUAUUGUAUUAUAAAUAAGACCUGUAAAUUGUUUUAUGUGUAUUAAAUUAUUUAUUUUAAAAUUUAUGUCGAUGCCACACUGUU